Ectocarpus sp. CCAP 1310/34 is the source of this 308-nucleotide messenger RNA. Lineage: Eukaryota; Phaeophyceae; Ectocarpales; Ectocarpaceae. The record is from the annotation of a GenBank genome assembly.
AUGCGGGGGAUAUCGGGGUCUUGGCACAGGGUGUGCGAUUACAAAAGCGGGUUCCGAAUGGUUUGCUAGAUUAUCGCACAGGUAUCGUCGUUUCCGCAUACUGUGUGGACACGCCGAUAUGUGCGGUGAGGUUUGGCGGUAGGUGAUACCCUUUCAUCAGCAUCUCGUGCUGGAAGUUCCGGAUACUGUGGGAGCUUGAAUCGCGUGCUCCACUGCUACUGUUGCCCUUGGCACCAUGACGAUGUUCAAGAGUGUGGUAUUUGUACUGUUCGUUCUCUUCUUUUCGUUCUGAAGAAUCAAGAUCGGCA